GCGAAAGUGGUUUUGCAGUUGGCAACUACAAAACAAGUGUCAGUUCACUGAAUGAUUCUGUCAAAGUAGGUAGCUGUUUACGUUUUUCUAUCGUUAUUUUGCGAUCGUUUUGCACAAGUUUUGUUAUAUCUUAUUGUUUUUAUGAUAACGCUUUAUCCCUACGUCUUAAUGGUGAAAAUAUAAAAGUGAUAUUUCUUUACGUUUAAUGAACAAUGUCAGAUGUCAAGAGGUGAAUAGUCUGUGUUUUGUGUUCUAACGUGUGAGUGACAGUUUUUAUAUUGUUUGGGAUUUGAAGCGAUAAACAUAUCGGUAUUACGAGGUGGGAUGACACAGUGUUUGAUUAGGUCAACACUGAAGACGUUCAGGAAAUAUUAGUUGGUGUGCUUGAUAAAAGUGCGUGGGUAUUCCUUAUGAUAAGAACUUAGCAGUUGGAACGCGAGGUUGUUAUUGUGUCGGUGGGUCGCAGAUGCGGUUGUGAUUGUGUAGUGUAGUGGUUACUGUCAUGGUGACGUUAUGGCGCGCGCUGGCGCUGCUGGCGGCGCUGCACGCGUGCGUCGCGCUCCCCGAGCCGGUGUAUCACGACCAGUUCGCGGUGCACGUGCCCGCCGGCCCGCACCACGUCGAUGACAUCGCUAGGAGGCAUGGCUUCGUCAAUCAUGGACAGAUUGGUUCCCUGAAGCACUACUACUUGCUGUCACACCAUGAAGUCCGCAAGCGAUCCACGGAGCCCAGUCACGAGCAUCAUAAAAAAUUAAACGACGAACCACAAGUCAGAUGGUUCGAACAGCAACGAGAAAAGCGACGUAUAAAGAGGGAUUAUUCCCCGUACGAUCGCGCAGCGUUCUCGCAACUGUCACGCCGGUUGCAACCCCAUCGCCCGCACUAUCGGGCACUCACCUCUUCACCAUUCUUUCCUGACCCCCUCUUCAAGGAACAAUGGUACUUGAACGGCGGUGCCAAGGAUGGUCUGGAUAUGAACGUGGCCCCUGCUUGGCAGAAGGGCUACACCGGGAAAGGAGUCGUCGUCUCCAUCCUGGACGACGGUAUACAGACCAACCAUCCGGAUUUGGCACAGAACUACGAUCCCAACGCGUCUACAGACAUCAACGGCAAUGAUGAUGAUCCUAUGCCUCAAGAUAAUGGCGACAAUAAGCAUGGCACGCGGUGUGCUGGUGAGGUUGCUGCAGUCGCCUACAACCAGUACUGCGGUGUUGGCAUUGCCUACAACGCCAGUAUUGGUGGCGUAAGGAUGUUGGACGGAGUCGUCAAUGAUGCUGUUGAAGCUAGGGCUUUAGGCCUUAACCCAGACCACAUAGAUAUUUACAGCGCUUCCUGGGGACCAGAAGAUGAUGGAAAAACCGUUGACGGACCAGGACCUCUCGCAAGAAGAGCAUUCAUCUACGGAGUCACCAGUGGUCGUCGCGGUAAAGGGUCCAUAUUUGUAUGGGCUUCAGGAAACGGUGGAAGACAUACAGACUCUUGUAAUUGUGACGGCUAUACGAACAGUAUAUUUACUUUAUCUAUUUCUAGUGCUACUCAAGGUGGUUAUAAACCUUGGUAUCUAGAAGAGUGCUCAUCUACCUUAGCUACUACUUACAGUUCGGGUACCCCAGGACAUGACAAGAGUGUUGCCACCGUUGACAUGGACGGAAGAUUACGAUCCGAUCAUAUUUGUACUGUAGAACAUACAGGUACCUCGGCCUCCGCUCCCCUUGCGGCUGGUAUUUGUGCUUUAGCUCUAGAAGCAAACCCUGAACUAACAUGGAGAGAUAUGCAAUAUUUAGUUGUAAUGACGUCACGACCCCAACCACUAGAAAAAGAAGGUGGUUGGAUCAUAAACGGAGUUAAGAGGAAAGUAAGUCACAAAUUCGGGUACGGACUAAUGGAUGCUUCUGAGAUGGUCAGCUUAGCAGAGCAAUGGGUGUCCGUACCUCCUCAACAUAUUUGUAAGUCACAAGAAAUUAACGAAGAUAAGCAGAUAGAAUCAAAAUUCGGUUACACCCUAUCUACGCAUAUGGACGUUAAUGGGUGCAGUUCUACAGUUAAUGAAGUUCGUUAUCUUGAACAUGUUCAAUGUAAAAUAUCAUUAAGGUUCUUCCCUAGAGGUAAUCUACGUAUACUUUUGACAUCUCCAAUGGGUACUGUGUCAACAUUGCUGUUCGAAAGGCCACGCGAUGUUGUGAGUUCAAACUUUGAUGACUGGCCCUUCUUGAGUGUUCACUUCUGGGGUGAACAUGCUGAAGGUAGAUGGACGCUACAAAUUGUAAAUGCUGGCAACAGACAUGUUAACCAAGCUGGCAUACUUAAAAAGUGGCAACUUAUUUUCUAUGGAACAGCAGUUGACCCAGUACGAUUAAGAUCAAAAAGGCCGUCGCCAGUAGCGCCGCCUUUUGCUUUCCCCACUGCCGCAGAUGGCUACGAAACUAUCGGGGAUUCUUUUUACAACACUGACGCGUUUGCCAACUAUCAAAACUUUCCAAAUCUAUUCGCCGCCGGGUCAGACCCGGAAAAGGCGGUAGCUCGCCUCGAUGGACAUAACGUCCCUUCUCCGCAUGGGGAGAAUGUCCUCGCUGAUAGUAAUGACAAGCGCGUCAUGCAUGACUGUGAUCCCGAAUGCGAUUCUCAAGGAUGCUAUGGAAAAGGACCAACUCAAUGUAUUGCGUGCAAGCACUACCGUCUGGACGACUCUUGUGUUUCUCGUUGCCCUCCAAGAAGUUAUGCUAACCAGGGUGGAGUUUGUUGGCCGUGUCACGAGUCUUGUGAGACUUGCGUGGGACCGGGGCAGGACUCGUGCUUGACUUGUGCACCGGCGCACUUAUUAGUCGCAGACCUUGCUGUCUGCUUGCAACAAUGUCCAGAUGGAUACUGGGAAGAUAGUGAAGCUUCCGUCUGCCGGCCAUGUGCGGCUCACUGUGCUACUUGUUCUGAACGGGCUGAUGGUUGCACGUCUUGUGAACACCAUCUCGUGCUUCAUGACGGAACCUGUAUGGCAUCGUGCCCGCCUUCUCACUAUGAGACUGAAGAUGACAUGUGCGCAAAAUGUCACGAAACAUGUGAUACUUGCCAAGGGCCCGGGGAAACGCAGUGCGUGACCUGUCACCCGUCGACGUAUGCUUUAGACGGGCGAUGUGUUUCCUCAUGUCCUCCAGCGUAUUACGCCGACAAAAAGAGGAAAGAGUGUAUGAGAUGUCCCGUUGGUUGCUUAACGUGCACGAGUGCGUUUUGCCUCUCGUGUGAACCGAACUGGGAACUUAAUAAAAAAGGAAAAUGUAUGCCUGUGGGCAGCGACAAAUGCAGUGCAGGUGAAUUUGCAGUAGAUCAGAAAUGCAAGAGAUGUAACCCGGCUUGCGAUUCGUGCUACGGAGAAAAUGAAGGACAUUGUCUGACAUGUCCGAAUCCCAAUUUACUACAGGAUUACAAGUGUGUACCAGAAUGCAGUAAAGGUUAUUACCCCGAGGCCGGUCGUUGUGCACGCUGCAUGCACGGGUGCUCGGACUGCGUGUCGCGACUGAACUGUACCUCGUGCGUAAGCGCUUUGCGUUUACAGUCCGGAGCCUGCAGGACUUCUUGUGCUGAUGGGUAUUAUGCGGACCGCGGCACGUGUUCCAAGUGCUACUUGUCUUGUCGCACGUGUAUCGGACCGAGACGAGACCAAUGCGCCUCCUGUCCCGAGGGAUGGAGGCUGGCCGCAGGGGAAUGUCACCCGGAGUGUCCACAAGGUUUUUACCAAAGCGUAGGUGGUUGCCGCCACUGUCACCACUACUGCCGCGAGUGCGAUGGCUCAGGUCCACUGCACUGCAAGUCGUGUCCGCCCCGCUUUAUGCUUGACGGUGGACUUUGUAUGGAGUGCCUUGGGUCUCAGUACUAUGACGCGACGAGUGGUACUUGUCGCGGUUGUGACUCGACUUGUCGGACCUGCUCUGGACCCGGCCAGUUCAGCUGUACCACGUGCUCCAGGCCAUUAAGACUUGACAGGUUAAACAAUCAAUGCGUGCCAUGCUGUUCAGAGCGCAGUGUAACCAACUCUACGCCACCGACAGACUGUUGCCAUUGUAAUCCUGAUACGGGCGAGUGCAUAAACUCGUCGGUGGCAGGCAAGCGCCGUAUAGCUGAGUGGGGCGCGUUGCACACCGUGCCGAGCGCUCAAUCCGCGCCCAGCGUGGCCGUUGUAACGCUCGGGGUAUGCGCGGCGGCCGUCGGCCUGUUCAUUACAGUACUGGUUGUGUUACAGGCGCAUAGUCCUCGCGAGCAGAAGACGAGGAAGACAAGUGCGCGCGGCGUGGAGUACUCCCGGCUGCCCUGCACGGACGACGUUGGCGUCACCGUGCUUACGUCAUGCACGGACCAAGAACGACCCAUCGAGUGCGAACACGAACCACUCCUCGAACAUUCCACAUAGCGCGCGCUGUGAUCCUAGAAGUAAGUUAUGACGUAACGUGUUAUCAUCUGAUACUGCAUCUACACAUUCGUGUGCGCCAAACAUUCUUAGAUUCUGGUCCUUUGAUUCGCGUUCGAAAAACCGCUGCCAUCGAGUUUGCGCGAAUCGCGAGACGAAUAGCGACGGCCAAAAACUAUUUACGUAUGUGUGUGUGUGUAUUCGUUUUUCGCCUCGCCAUCCCGAAUCUCACGAAUGUGUAAAUACGGUAUGGGAGUCAAGUGAACCCGCCCUGAGCGUAGGUAAGUCAAUAAGUGAUGUACGGUCACAACUUCCUAGUUAUUGAAAUCUUUAGUUGUUCUUAAUUACACUCCAUAGAGACAUAAGCAGUAAGUCAACUUUGCUAGUUUGUUACACUAUGAAGCCGAUACAAGUUGAACUAUUGUUAAUUUCUUUAUUGUGUCUUGAAUGAGGACCAUUAUUAAUAUUUGUGUUGGAUGUUGUUAGACACACUUUAAAAGCUUUUUAAAAGCCAACGGAAUAAAGAGUUUAGUGUACAGCGCGGACUUUUUAUCGACAUAGUCAAUACGAUGUAGUUACUUCUGUUAUAAUUAAUUUAUUUACUCGACUAUCUUUCUAUCGAUCGUUAAAAUGUCCGUGCUUACCUUGUCUUUGACAUAUGUUCUAUCGAAUACCGUGACUUUAGCGUACAUUUACCGUCUUUGCGAAAUAUUUGGCGUCUCUGCUUUGUAAAUGCAGGCACCUGCUCUCCAACAACCAGUACUCGACCAUAAUACUGACAAAGGAUAUUACCGACUAGAUCAAUUUAUCGAUACAAAUACGUAGCUAUUUAUUACGUCGUAACAAAUGGACUAUAUUAUAACGAACGCUCUGCCUGACGUGUUCUUUUCUAUAAACGAAAAUAUAACACCAAUUGUAGUUUUAAGAAUUUAAUUCGAAAUUUGUCGGUAUUAUGUAUCGAUAUAUCCAUCACGAAGUACGUAAGUCUCGUUAUUAUAAAUAACUAUGUAUGUAUGUAAUAUAGCUAGUUAUAAAAUUGUAAGUUGAACAAAGAAGUUCGUGUAGCGAUGGUUUCGACGCCACACUUUUACCAUUGUGAUACUUGGACGAUGAUGUCAGGUGUUCCUUCAACAUUAUCUCGGAAGUUUGCUAAAGAAUCGAUUUCAUAUCAAUCAUUCAAUACCCAAACAUAUAUGACAUCUUUUGCAAACGUCGAGAAAAUAUAAUAAUCGAUAAUGAAUCGAUUAAGACUAGAAUAGAUUUAAACUAAGUUUCGUUACUAUGUUAAAGGAACACAAGUCUUAUAUUAGAGGUUCCAUGUUUGCCGGUACAUCUUGACUUAGCGCUCACUCGACUUAAUCAAACCUGCCUUUGAUGUUAGCCGCUCAGGUAAUUUGCAUUACACAUGUGUUAUCUUCCCUCUCUGUCGUGCAAACAACACUACGUCAAUAACAUCUCGGACGUUUCAUUGUUUAAUACGCAACGACAUUACUUGGACGUCUUAAUUGCAUUAUUGUUUAAUUUAAUUCAUUGUUCACCAAUAACUGUUUUGGUAACACUGACCAUAGAAUUUCUUUUAAUAGGCACUUAUGCAAAAUAAGCACCUAAAACAUUACCAAUAGAGUCUUUAUUGCUGUUACCAAAAGAGCUUAGUAUACAGCAUGAUUCAAAAUGUGUGCAUGAAUAUUAACAUCCAUAAACCUGGUUAUCGGUAAACAUGUUUCCAUGGAAAGUCAUUGAAAUAAGCCAUAAGCCAUGCCACAAUACACUGUAACGUAAUUAUGAAUCUGGUUGAAGAUCUGAGGAGCUCUCUUAGUAUGGCGCUACAACCUUAAUUGUAAUUAAACGUAUUUUAAUUGUAAUAUUAGUUCAUAGGCCCAAAGUUACCAAUAGUGUUUUAAAAAUUGUACAAUUAUUAAUUUUGAACAUUUUCAAGUUGACGUUGACGAAGAAUAUAGUUUAAAAAAUGUUGAUUCUACUAGACAAUUAUUUACAUAGUCCUAAAAUAUGCCUUGACUCGUCAUAAUUUUAACUUUAUUUUAUAAGUAGUAAAGCUUCUUAGUUUAUAAUUUGUAAUUAGUAAAAAAUAAUCAUUCAUUUAUUUCUGCCGACUAGGUAUAUUUUUAGAAUUUAGAUUUUUAUAUUUAAUGAUAAAUAAAAUAAUUAUUGUAAUACAAUAUUGUCACAAAUUUCAAUCUCAAUUUGUAUAAAGUCUCAAAAUUUAUAUGUUUUUAUAUGACAGCAUGUUGAUAACUAUAAAAUAUGUGAUAUGAUACUGUAGGAAGGUUAAUCGCAAUGUUAGCGUCCGUCGGAUGACGGCCAUAGAGAAAUUAUUCAAGUCAAAGAUAUAAUGUUACCAUUUUCCAUCACAACUGUAUAUAAAGUUAGCUAGAUUGUUGAAUUGUUAUUAAAAAUAAAGAAGAAUAUUGUCGAUAAAUUCUAAUCGUAUUUUAAUGAAUAAAUGUCUCCAUUUUACUUUGGCUUGAAGUUUGGUCAAUUAAAGUGUACUCGGAAAUAAGUUAUUAGGAAACAAAUUUUAUAAUUAAACAAAUAUUACUUAUAAUUUCUGUUUUAUAAUUAGGGAAACUUCUUGACAUCUGAUUUGAUAAAAUAUUUUUGCAUUUCCACUAAUGAUUGCGCAUAUAAUCAAAAUUUUCUAAUUAUUGUAUUUAUGUAAUAUCGAUCUAUAUUGCGGUUUUCUAGUUUGUUUUAGUGGGAAUCUUUUUAAUUAAGAAUAUAUUUUUGUAUGAAAUGUUCUUAUGUGCAAUUAAUAUUUGUAAUAAAAAGGAAGUCUGUGUCAACGAAAAAUUGUUUUUAUUUUUUACCCCUAACGAUUAAUAUUGGAAAACAC
This is a messenger RNA of Spodoptera exigua (beet armyworm), 7247 nucleotides long. Lineage: Eukaryota; Metazoa; Arthropoda; Insecta; Lepidoptera; Noctuidae. The record is from the annotation of a GenBank genome assembly.